AAUGGAUGCAAGAGGAAUGGACACAAGAGGAAUGGACACAAGAGGAAUGGAUGCAAAAGAAAUGGACAGAAGAUGAACUAGCAGAAUUCAAAAGAGUGGAAAAAAGACUUAUCAAUGAAAUUCUUAG
Racocetra fulgida is the source of this 127-nucleotide messenger RNA. The record is from the annotation of a GenBank genome assembly. Lineage: Eukaryota; Fungi; Glomeromycota; Glomeromycetes; Diversisporales; Gigasporaceae.